Molecule: messenger RNA, 764 nt
Organism: Tachyglossus aculeatus (Australian echidna)
Lineage: Eukaryota; Metazoa; Chordata; Mammalia; Monotremata; Tachyglossidae
Gene: PTMA
Product: prothymosin alpha
Exons: 5
Coding region: 243-578 (111 amino acids)
Biological process (GO): positive regulation of transcription by RNA polymerase II; negative regulation of apoptotic process
Cellular component (GO): nucleus
Molecular function (GO): histone binding
Source: RefSeq, a predicted model, not a curated record
CCCCACUGGCUGCUGGCAAAAGCCAUCUUUGCAUUGUUCCCUCCGCCGGCUCCCUGCCCUCUUUGCAUCUCCGCAGCUGCCCUCCCGCCGUCGCUGCUUCCUCCUCGCCGCCGCUCACCCCGGGGAUUUGGGCCGUCUUCGUGUUUUGUUUUUUUUUUUUUAACUUCCACCUUUCCACCCUGCUUGACUUUUUUUUUUUCCCUCCCCACCCCCCCGGUUUUUUUUGACCCUCGUGCCUCAACAUGUCAGACGCGGCCGUGGACACCAGCUCCGAGAUCUCCACCAAGGAUCUAAAAGAGAAGAAGGAAGUCGUGGAGGAGACGGAGAACGGCAGAGAUGCGCCAGCCAACGGGAAUGCUGAGAAUGAGGAAAACGGGGAGCAGGAGGCUGACAACGAGGUAGACGAAGAGGAGGAAGAAGGUGGUGAGGAAGAGGAUGAAGAAGAAGAGGGGGAUGGUGAGGAGGAGGACGGAGACGAAGACGAUGAAGCCGAGACAGCCACAGGCAAACGGGCAGCUGAAGACGAUGAGGAUGAAGACGUCGAUACCAAGAAGCAGAAAACUGAUGAGGAUGACUAGACAGCAAAAGGAAAAGAGUAAAUUAAAAAAAAAAAAAGAAAAAAGAAAAGAAAAGGCCACAGUGACCUAUUCACCCUCAACUUCCCGUCUCAGAAACUAAACGUGGUCACCUUCGAGUAGAGAGAGAGUCCCCGGCCGGCCAGCGUCGCCACCCCACGCAGACAACACCGCGCGUUCCAACCCAAC